UCAGCACAGAGAAAGAACUGAGAUAACCUUUUAUAACCUCAUCUUCUCAAGUGUACACAUCAAUAAUGCAUAGCGUAGCUUUGCUUUUUAUUAAUGUUUGCUUCGUCGGCUGGAUUGCGGCUUUUGAUAUCGAUAAAACACAAUUGACCGUUAACAUAAAGGGAAGUGAGAUAACGGUAUCAGUGCCUGAUGAUCGUGAACUAAUAUCGGUUUUCUUUUCAACGGAAUUUAACGAUGAGUGUACUUUCGGGUACACCUUUUUUCAAAAUUUCAAUAAUAGCAGUUCCUUGGCCUAUAAGCAAGAUAUCAAAAAGGAACUGAAGAACGAUGAUGAGAUACGUAUACUCGGCGUUUUUCAAACUACAGAUCAAGUGAUAAGAAAAAAUUACGAUUUCAAAAUUGAUGAUCAAGGUAAUUUAGUCAAGCAGGAAAUAUUGGAAAAUUUGACUGAGGAAUGUAAAUGCAUUCAAUCUCAAACGGAAGUGCAUUUUAAAAAUGUUCAAAAAUGUAGCGAUACUCUUUUAUUUGAGGAAAACUUUAAUGAAAAUCUCUCCAAUUGGAAACAUGAGUUACGAUCGAGGGUCGGAGGAAGUUUUUUAACCAGGGAAUUUGUUGCUUAUGUAAAAGACAAGGAUAAUUGUUUCUUAGAUAAUGGGUCUUUGCAUAUAAAAGCUAGUUGGGUUUACGGAAAUUAUAAAAAAUUCCCGAAAUUAGAAGAGUGCACGAGUCAAACAAAUGCUGAUAAAUUUAAAUAUGAAUGUGGACCAUACUCUGAAAAUGCACAGGUUGCACUGCCUGCUGUAUACUCGGCAAAGUUGCACACUAAGGACAGCUUUCGCUUCAAGUAUGGCCGCGUGGAAAUCCGUGCUAAAUUACCAAUCGGUGACUGGCUAUUCCCAUAUCUUAUCCUGCAGCCCGUUAACAGUAAAUGUGAUGAUGAUAAUGUAAAUCAUAUACGCAUUGGAUAUACGCGGGGAAAUAAAUUUUUGCAUGAUAAGAACAUUAACCAAAUUGGUGGUAACACUUUGUUUGGAAGCGUCGUUCUGUGGCGUGAUGGAAGAAAUUUCACAGAGUAUACGCAACAAAUGCCUGGUUUGCCAGAACAGCAUUACGGCGAUGCUUUUCAUAAUUAUACUAUGAUUUGGAGAAAGGAUCGGAUUAUAUUUAAGGUUGAUGGGUUUAACUAUGGCGAAAUAACAAAUCGGGACGUUCUUAAUGAAAUAAACAAGAAUGAGUGCUUCUUUGUAUUGGGUCUGACUGCAGGCGGCGCAGUUAAUUUCCCGGAUAGUGUGCUCGAUAGCCAAAAGUUUUACAAAAAUCAUGACGCCAAAAAUUCAUUUAUCUUUAGUGAGAACACAAAUCUAAAGAAAACCUGGUCAAAUCCAGAACUGGUUAUCGACUAUAUACGCGUUUACACUACUCAUGGAAAUGAAGAAUAAUGUUUAAAUCAAUUUAUCUGCAAAUAUGCAUGUUCAAGACUAAAUAAAAGCGAAGACCGUAAAAGUUGUAGCUAAAAAAAAAUUGU
This is a messenger RNA of Drosophila innubila, 1525 nucleotides long. RefSeq names its product gram-negative bacteria-binding protein 2-like. The transcript has 4 exons. Gene Ontology annotation, biological process: carbohydrate metabolic process. The record is from RefSeq and is a predicted model, not a curated record. Gene Ontology annotation, molecular function: hydrolase activity, hydrolyzing O-glycosyl compounds. Bases 66 to 1439 code for a protein of 457 amino acids. Lineage: Eukaryota; Metazoa; Arthropoda; Insecta; Diptera; Drosophilidae.